CAACAGAGUUUAGUUUUUAACGAAAAGUCGACUAGGAAAGUGGUAGUGCUUUGUCAAUUGUGAAGAAAAAGAAUAUAACCAAAGAUGAAUGCGAAAGCUUUAAUAGUCACUUUGUUCGUCGCCUUUGUCUGUGUGAAAAUUGCUGAUUCCCUGGUGUGCUACACCUGUGUUACGCCAAAGGACUGCAAGAGUCCCCAGAAAGUAACUUGUAGCAAUGAUGCUGCCAACAAGACUAGUGACCAGUUGGAAACCUAUCACACUGGAGUUAGGAAGCUAACCAGCAGCCGAUUCGACUGUCUGGCUCUUCAGUACAAAUUGAAUAACGAAGUGAUCCAUCAGCUCCAUGGCUGCAUUCACCCAAAUGUUGGAGCCUGUAGUUUGAGCUUGAAGCCGGCUUAUAGCCAUUAUAAUAAGACCACGUGUGUAACCUGUUCCGGCGACAAGUGCAACAAGAAUCCGGCGGGAAAAAUGAGCAGCAGCACGAUCACAAUUGCGGCUAGCGUUUUGGGUCUCUUGCUGUUCAAGAUUUAUGCCUAGAGCACGACUAUUAAUAUAGAUGAGUUAAAAGCACCGAACGAAAUUUCGUAAUAAGUUAUUUUUCCAAUAUCUUCUCUAAUUUGUUAUUGGCUUAUCAGCAUUGAUUAGAUUGAGUUCUUGGACUUUCCAACCGUA
Messenger RNA from Drosophila elegans, 672 nucleotides. RefSeq lists its product as uncharacterized. The coding region runs from base 85 to 537 and encodes 150 amino acids. Lineage: Eukaryota; Metazoa; Arthropoda; Insecta; Diptera; Drosophilidae. The transcript is spliced from 3 exons. The record is from RefSeq and is a predicted model, not a curated record.